This is a messenger RNA of Pteronotus mesoamericanus, 5888 nucleotides long. RefSeq names its product nascent polypeptide associated complex subunit alpha (gene NACA). Gene Ontology annotation, cellular component: nascent polypeptide-associated complex; cytoplasm. NCBI's taxonomy places the organism in Eukaryota, Metazoa, Chordata, Mammalia, Chiroptera, Mormoopidae. The record is from RefSeq and is a predicted model, not a curated record. Gene Ontology annotation, biological process: protein targeting to membrane. The transcript has 9 exons. The coding region runs from base 96 to 5720 and encodes 1874 amino acids.
CCUUCUCUGCCAGGCUGCUUUCUGCAACAGGCGUGGGUCACGCUCUCGUUCGGUCUCUUUCUGCCGCCAUCUUGGUUCCGCGUUCCCUUCACAAAAUGCCCGGUGAAGCCACAGAAACCGUCCCUGCUACAGAGCAGGAGUUGCCACAGCCCCAGGCUGAGACAGCUGUGCUUCCUGUGUCUUCAGCCUUAAGUGUUACUGCUGCCUUAGGGCAGCCUGGACCUACCCUUCCCCCUCCUUGCUCUCUGCCCCCCGAACAGUGCUCUCUGGCAACCUGCCAACCUGCCCCAUUCCUCUCUCCCUCUACUGUUACCUCAACCCCUUUUGAAGCUCCUUUUCCCCAGUCAUCUUCUGGGACAACCCUGCCUUUGGAAGCAGCCCCUUCCCUCCAUGACACCCCAGCUUUCCUACCAAACUUAAUAGGGCCUCCCAUCUCCCCAGCUGCCUUAGCUCUCGCCUCUCCCAUGAUAAGUACAACUCUGAAAGGUGCCCAUUCCUCCUCAGCUCCCUUGACUCUGGUGGCCUUGGCUCCCCACUCAGUUCAGAAGAGCUCUGUUUAUCCACCUAACCCUCCUAGUUCACCUCCUUCAGUUGCUUUGGCUGAGUCAGGGUCAUUGACACCUCUGUCAGCUCCCAGUGCUUCAUCAGAACCAAAGACCCCACUUACUCAAGCACCUUCCCAAGUAGUCCAUGAUCCAAAAGUUACCCCCAUCCCUCCAUAUACAGCCAGUGCUGUUCCUUCCCAUCUUGUGACUCCCCUGGCCUCUGCUCAAUCUGGAGUAGGCUUAUGUGCUCAGACAUCACCCCCUACUCCCCUAGCCAUGCCUUCCCCUCAGGUCAAAGGUAUUUCUAUUUCCUCAGCUCUGACUUCUCCACAAAACUCUGUAAGCCUCAGCCUAAAGGGACCCCUUAGUCCACCUGCUGCCUUACCUCUUUCAACCCAAUCUGUGCCUGUGGCUCCCAGUGUCCCCCCAGUUUUCCUCACCUCUGUGGGCUCUCAUCUUGUACCUUCACAGCAGAGUUGUGUUGGCUCUCCUGUGCAACCUGUAGGUCAAACAGGUCCCAAUAUCCUUUCAGACCCUAUAGUGGAUACCACUUCUAUAGAUCAUUCUUCUUUGAGGGCCUCUUACCCUUCUCAGCAGUCUGUAGUUUCUCCCCUUCCUUCCAGAAGUGAGGUGGUUCCUGCUGCUGUGGCUGCUUUUCCAGUGGGGGCUUCAGCUUCCCCUCUGGCUCUAUCUGUUGAGAAAGGACCUUCUGCCACCACUAGUGUGUCCUCCAGGAGCCCUUAUUGUUCCUCAAAUGCAGCUGCCUCCUCUUCCUUAUCUUCUACUGCCUCUCUCAGUCUCAAAGGCUCUUCUAAUACCACUCAUCAGCAGCCUUUGUUGGCCCAGAUUCCUCCUGCUUCUCCAGGAAGUCCAAGCUUGAAAGAAGCCCCUGUUUUUUCUGUUGGAACCACCUCACUUGUGAUGACUAACCCCUCCUCAAUUUCUGCAACAACUACCACCUUUGGGGUAGCUACUUGUGUCUCUCCUCCCAUUUCCUCAGGUCCUGUAAGUAGUAAGAACUCAGCUUCCCAUACUGCCUUGGCUAUGGCACCUGUGGCUCCCAAAGAGCCUCCUACUCCUCAGGUAACAACCACUCCUCUGUCAGCCCCUGAGGACCCCAGAAGUCUCCCUGCUUCGGUAUUGGUAAAGUCCCCAACCCAAAAAGAUCUACAAACUGAACCUGCCUCUCCUGUAGGAGUCCCUAUUUCAUCAGCCCAGGCAGGACUCCCUGCCAAGAAAGACCCUACUCUACUAUCAUUGACCCUGGCAGCCCCUCAGAAUCCCCCCUCUCCCCAAAGUACAUCUUCUCUGGAGGUAUCUCUUUGUCCAGGAGACACCUUAGCAAGCAAAAGCAUAGUAGAGCCUCUGCAGGUAGUUAAGCCAGAUGCUGCUGCUUCCCCCACUCUGGGUGUUAUUUCCCCAGCCUCUAUAAUCAAGACAGAUGCUUAUGCAAGCCCAGACCACGCUAGUCUGCUUGUCAAAAGUUCUCUUACUACAGCUAUAGCUACAUUUUCUUCAGAAAGUGCUGCCACUUCUGGGGUGGCUCCUACAACAACCAAAGGAAUCUCCACUCCUGCAACUACAGCCAGCUCUUUUCUAGAAGGAACUGUCUCUGUAACUCCUAAAAGCCACUCAGCCAAGGAGGGUACUUCCAUUCUUACUACUUUACCUUUGGUUUCUCCCACCUCUGAAAGUUGCUCUGUGUCACCAGCUAUGACUUUAUCCCCACAGAAUGUUUCUGCUUCUCCAGUUCCUGUGGCGCUGGCUUCUGAAAUUUCCAAAUCAGAACCCUUUCCCUCUCUUCCCUCAGCUGGUACUAAAGUUGGAAAGAAAGUUCAUGGUAUUUCUCAGACCUCAAUAUUGGCACCUGUGGCUUCUCCUGAAGGAUGCCCAACUGAGGACUCUGGUGUUUCUGUUACUUCUUCCAAAGGAACUUACCUGGCCGACUCCCCAUCUCCUUUGGUGACUAAUGUGUCUCCUCAGACUAAAAGACCUCCAACCAAGAAGGGUUCAGCUACUUCUACUGCCUUAACUCUUGCUCCUUCUAUUUCUAAAAGUGUACCUGGUCUCUCUGAUACUCCUUUUGGAAAUCUCUCAUCUCCUGUUUCUCCAAUUGAAGCUUCCUUUCUUCCAGAGGCCAAUUUUUCUUUUCAAGUCCCUGAAGGAUCACUAGCCAAGAAGCAUGCCCCCACUCCCUCAUCCCUGAAAGACGCCCCCACUUCCCCAGCUGUGGCCUUUCCCUCUCCUAAAGGGUGGCCAGCAACCCCAUCCCCCAAAGGAGCCCUGGCUACCCCACCUCCCAAAGAGGCCUCUCCUCCCUCAACUAUGGCUCCUGCAUCCCAAAAAGGGGACCCAGCAACCUCAUCCCCUAAAGAGAACUCCAAACCCCCAACUAUGGCUCUGUCCUCACCCAAAGGGGCCCCUACUUCCCCAGCUGUGGCCCUUUCCCCCAAAGGAACCUCAGCAACUUCAUCCCCCAGCGAAUCCCCAGCUGCCCCACUUACCAAAGGGACCUCAGCAACUCCUCCCAAAGGCACAGUGGCAACACCAUCCCCUAAAGAGUCUUUAGUGGCUCCAGCGAUUCCGUCCCCCAAAAAAGCCCCCGGAACCCCACCCUCCAAAGGGGUCCCUACUCCCUCAGCUGUGGUUUCUCCUUCCCACAAAGAAUCUUCAGCCCCCAAAGAAGCCUCAGAAACUUCAUCUCCCAAAAGAGCCCUGGCUACCCCAGCCCCCAAAGGGAUCCCAGCAACUCCAUCCCCCAAAAAGCCAUCAGCUACCCCAGCCCCCAGAGGGGCCCCUAUUCCCUCAGCUGUAACUCCUCUCUCCCCCAAAGAGGCCUCAACAAUUUCAUCCCCCAAAGGAGCCCCAGCAACUCCAUCCCCUAAAAGAUCCCCAGCUACAAUUUUGUCCCCUAAAGAGACCUCCACUCCCUCAGCUUCUCCAUCCCCCAAAGAGCUUUCAGCUGCUCCAGCCCCCAAAAGGGCCCCAGCUACCCCAACCCCCAAAGGGGCCCCUGCAACUCCAGCCCCCAAAGAGCCUUCAGCUACCCCAGCCCCCAAAGGGGCCCCUGCAACUCCAGCCCCCAAAGAGCCUUCACCUACCCCAGCCCCCAAAGGGGCCCCUGCAACUCCAGCCCCCAAAGAGCCUUCAGCUACCCCAGCCCCCAAAGGGGCCCCUGCAACUCCAGCCCCCAAAGAGCCUUCAGCUACCCCAGCCCCCAAAGGGGCCCCUGCAACUCCAGCCCCCAAAGAGCCUUCAGCUACCCCAGCCCCCAAAGGGGCCCCUGCAACUCCAGCCCCCAAAGAGCCUUCAGCUACCCCAGCCCCCAAAGGGGCCCCUGCAACUCCAGCCCCCAAAGAGCCUUCACCUACCCCAGCCCCCAAAGGGGCCCCUGCAACUCCAGCCCCCAAAGAGCCUUCAGCUACCCCAGCCCCCAAAGGGGCCCCUGCAACUCCAGCCCCCAAAGAGCCUUCAGCUACCCCAGCCCCCAAAGGGGCCCCUGCAACUCCAGCCCCCAAAGAGCCCUCACCUACCCCAGCCCCCAAAGGGGCCCCUGCAACUCUAUCCCCCAAAGAGCCCUCAGCUAAAACUCCAGCCCCCAAAGGAGCCCCAGCUAAAACUCUAGCCCCCAAAGGGGCCCUAGGUAAAACUCCAGCCCCCAAAGAGCCCUCAGUUACCCCAGCCCCCAAAGGAGCCCCAGCUAAAACUCCAGCCCCCAAAGAGCCCUCAGCUACCCCAGCCCCCAAAGGAGCCCCAGCUAAAAUCCCAUCCCCCAAAGAGCCCUCAGCUACCCUAGCCCCCAAAGGGGCCCCAACAACUUUAUCUCCCCCAAAAGUCCCAGGAACCCCAUCCACCAAAGGGGGCCCAACAAUCCCAUCCCUCAAAGACUCCCCUACUUCCCCAGUUUCUGUCACAUAUCCCUUGGGAUCCAUUGCCCCUCAGGCACCUGGAGGGCCCCCAAUAACAGAAGGUUCCACAGCUCUCAAAGCAGUACAUGUUCCAGCUCCCACUCAGAAAGGUCCCCCAGCCAAGAAGAGUUCACCUCCUGUGUGCCCUGAUUCCUCAGCUAAGAAUGGUGCUAAAGGACCUCUUUCUACAGUGGCUCUAACCCCUCUACUGACAGUCUCCACUCAGAAAGGCACAUCUGCAAAGGCUCCAAAAGCCCUCCCUGUUUCUCCCUUAAAGGGCAAAGAUUCUUUUCAUUCUCCAAAGGGUCUUUUGGCUCCUCAUCCUAAGUCUGAGACAUCUGCACAUCUAGCAACAGCUGCCUCUGAGAAGGUCCUUCCUAAAGCUGGGGCAGCAUCUGUCUGUCCAGAACCUACCCCAUCAGUCUCUCUGCCUCUUGCUUCUUCCCCAGUUCCCCCUCUGCUUCCUAAACAGCAACCUCUGCCGUCCUCACCUGGGCUGGUGCUGGAAUCACCCCGUAAGCCCUCAGCCCCUGCUGAUGAGGAUGAGCUGCCGCCUCUGAUUCCCCCGGAACCAAUCUCGGGGGGAGUACCUUUCCAGUCGGUCCUCGUCAACAUGCCCACCCCCAAACCUGCUGGGAUCCCUGCCCCAACCCCCUCUGCCAAGCAGCCUGUUCUGAAGAACAACAAGGGGUCUGGAACAGAAUCUGACAGUGAUGAAUCAGUACCAGAGCUCGAGGAACAAGAUUCCACACAGGCAACCACACAACAAGCUCAGCUGGCAGCGGCAGCUGAAAUUGAUGAAGAACCAGUCAGUAAAGCAAAACAGAGCCGAAGUGAAAAGAAGGCACGGAAGGCUAUGUCCAAGCUGGGUCUUCGACAGGUAACAGGAGUGACUAGGGUCACUAUCCGGAAAUCUAAGAAUAUCCUUUUUGUCAUCACAAAACCAGAUGUCUACAAGAGCCCAGCUUCAGAUACCUACAUAGUUUUUGGGGAAGCCAAGAUCGAGGAUUUAUCUCAGCAGGCACAACUAGCAGCUGCUGAGAAAUUCAAAGUUCAAGGUGAAGCUGUCUCAAACAUUCAAGAAAACACACAGACUCCAACUGUACAAGAGGAAAGUGAAGAGGAAGAGGUUGAUGAAACAGGUGUGGAAGUUAAGGACAUAGAAUUGGUCAUGUCACAAGCAAAUGUGUCAAGAGCAAAGGCAGUCCGAGCCCUGAAGAACAACAGUAAUGAUAUUGUAAAUGCUAUUAUGGAAUUAACGAUGUAACCAUCUGAAAGGAGGGCCCCGGGACCCCCCCCCCUUUUUUUCUUUUUCUUUUCUUUUUUUUUUUGGGGUGUUUUGAGAGUUAUUGCAGCUUGGUUUGAAAUUUGUACUGUUUCUAUCAUUAAUAAAGUUACAGCUUCUUGUGGGAUGAACUCAGUGGAUGCUUGAUCU